GUUGCCAGGAACUAAAUUGGAAGAAUAUGGCGUAUACAUUAAUCCCCCUUUCUAAAUUAAAUACAUCGUUUUGAUUGGUGGAAUUCUAGAACGGAAUUUUUCCAACCAAUCACAGACUGUUGUGUUCUUUCCUAUUAAAGGCGAGUCUCGAGUAGUAAUACUAAAUUGAGCGGGAAAUCUAAAGUGAUCUUAAAAUUUUUGACAUUUUCGACUGUUGUAAUGUCAUAUUUGGGUUCAUGAUAAGUACUUUAUUUUUAUUGCAGAAAAUGUGCCAAUUUAUUGCAUAUUUCGUCGAUUUUCUUGAAGAUAGGAUGGCGGGAGAAAAUAUUGUCAGGAGGAGGCAGGUAGAAUCCUAUUCCUGUUUCAAGGAGGCAGCUGGUAGGAGCUGUAAGGAGCCAGGAUUGGUUCUAAACCACCAACCAUUUAUACUCAACCGUAGUUGUAGUUAUAUGAGGGGAAACGAGUAGAAUCAAAAUGGGUGACAACUUAACCCUGAAAUGGAACGAGCACUCAACUUCCAUCUUGUCAGCGGCAGCUAAUCUCUUCAGUACAAGUGGGCUGACAGAUGUAGUUAUUGGAACAGCUGACAGGACGUUCCGAGCUCACCGUCUUGUUCUGUCUAUCUGCUCAACGUUCUUUGCAGGAUUAUUUGACCGCAGCGGAGCACUGUCCGGUCAGCUUCAUCCUUAUAUAUAUAUGCAGGAUAUUCCAUCAAAACAUAUAGACGUCCUACUCAGAGUUUGGGAAUAAAAGGACUGUGCGAGGUUAACGAACCAACUACUCCGGCCAAGAAGAAGCAGAAGAAGAAUAGUUCCGUUCAUGAACACCCUGUCAAUAGUUCCGAUCAUGUGAAGGAGGUUGAACCUGAAGAGAUGAUUGAGGUUGAACCCAACCUCGAGACAAAUAGUUUAGUUGAACUUUAUGAUGAUGAAGGACUGGAUGAGGAAGGAGAAGGGGGAGGAGGAGGAGAUAUCUGCCCAGAGGACUGGUAUGGACCUGACGGACUAGCAGAGGACGGUAUGGCAGGACUGGGAGGACUGGCUUGUCCCUAUUGUCCGAAAACUUUUGCGUCCAAUUGGCAUCUAAAGCGUCAUGUACUGACGCAUACGAAGGAAAGUAGAUUUAAAUGUGAUGUUUGUGGAAAGGAUUUUAGCAGAAACGAUAAUUUAAAAUCUCACUUAAAAAGCAUUCAUGGAAUAAUUGUACCCUCAAAGCCUAAACCUUCUUCAACCGUAAGUUGAAAAUUGUAUAAUAUCAUUAUGGAGCAUAGGAAAUUCUAUUUAUACCAGUGCGCUUAGCCACGAGAUUUUGGCUUCCUGGAUCCGCAAAAAUAUACGGAUCCGGAUCCAAGGGGCAAAAUAUCAACAAAAAACUGCAAAA
Molecule: messenger RNA, 1380 nt
Organism: Eurytemora carolleeae
Lineage: Eukaryota; Metazoa; Arthropoda; Copepoda; Calanoida; Temoridae
Product: zinc finger and BTB domain-containing protein 14
Biological process (GO): regulation of transcription by RNA polymerase II
Cellular component (GO): nucleus
Molecular function (GO): protein binding
Source: RefSeq, a predicted model, not a curated record